AUGCAGAAAAUCAAUGAUAGAAAACAAGUUGAAGUAGCCAGAAGCUCUAAGAAACGUUUCUCAAUUUCAAGAGAAAUAGCAAACAGAAAAAUGAGCAACUCUAAUUUAUUCUCUUCAGAAGAAAGUAAAAUAAGAAUGCUUGGAAGCAGACAUUCAGUUUCAUCAAUCAAAAGUAAACAAAAAGUGAACGUUUCUAUGAACAAAGAUUUAUCUCCAGGAUCAUCAUCAUUCUCUAGUGAUUCAGAAUCAAAUAAGGAACCUUUAGAUUAAUCGAUAAUUUUGAAGGAUAAUAUUGGAAUUAUAUAAUAAGGUCAAUCGUCUUUUUAUUAAGUGUAGGAUAAAUUAAUUUUACCUAAUAUGUCAUUUGAAUAAGAAUUCAUGAAUCCUUUAGAUAUAUCAGAUGGAAUUGAAAGAUCUAUUUUAAAAAUCUAGUUUAUUGAUUUCGAACAUAGAUGGGGAAUGAAAUAAGAUAUAAAUAUUUAAAAAUAAUGUGGAGGUGAUUAAAUGCUUAUGUCUUAAGCUAGUGAAGGUAUGUCUUCACAUAGAUCAUUAAAAAUGUCUCAUCGAAGCAAAAAAGGAGCGUUAUAAUCAAAGUUGCAAGCAGCUCAAAGCAAAGGCAAUUAAUAAAUAAGUGAUAGUGAAGAAGAUGAUUAUACUGACAAUUAAUAGGAGGAUGAUAAAAUAAAAAAAAAAUAUGAAAAACUUUAUGAAAGAAAUCCAUUUGAAGAUCCUUAUUAUGUUAAACUAAAAGAUCUCCAUGGAUUUGAAAGGUUGCAUCAUGAAAUAAAUGUAAAAAUAUAAUAAAUAUUGUUAGGCUUAUAAUGAUGAUAAACGAUUUCUGAAAUUAAGAAAAUAAAUAGUUUAUUAUUCAUUAUAUAUUCCAAUACUAUGCAAAAGAAUAAUUAAUAGUGUUCUAUUUAAAAUUAUAAUGUCCUUUCUUAUUAUUUUUAAUGUCACAUUAUACAUUUACUCAUAAACUUAAUAAGAUCCAUUGUCAACUAAAAAUAUGGAGAAAGGAAUUAUGGUUUGUUUUUUGAUAGAGUUGGCAAUCAGAAUAAUAGCUUCAGGAGUAAUAAUUCCAAAAGGAGCUUUUUUUAAGAAUUUCUAAGAUAUCUUUGAUUGCAUUUUGGUUGUGGUUUACGUUUUAAAUCUUAAUUAUACUGAUGUCUUUAUAGUAGAUAUAUCUCCCUUAAGAAUGAUAACCUUACUACUUUAUUUAGGAGAUAUCUUUUCAGGGUUAGGAGUAAUGUUAAAAGCUUUGAAAUAAUCUUUUAGAUUUCUUUUAGAAGCUUUAAUGAUAGUUGGAUUAUUUUCAUUAUUUUUUGCUAUAACAGGAGUAUUUAUGUUUCAAGGUUUAUUUAAUUAUAGAUGUUAAUAUGAUAAUGGAGAUGAAAGUGAUGGUUGGAUAUAAUGCAAUUAAAAUUCAUGUUAUGAGGAAGGGAUGUCCUGUUAAUUUUCAUCUUUCACUCCUAAACCUCCAACAUCAUUUAAUAAUGUAGUUUAUUCAUAUGGAUAAGUUUUGAGAACAAUUACAAUGGAUGAUUGGAGUUGGGUAAUGUUUUUUACAAUGAGAAUCUAUCAUCCAUGGACUUGGUUAUAUUAUUUAUUUAUUAUUUUUGUUUGUGGUUUUUUUGGGUUUAAUUUGGUUAUUGCAGUUAUUAAAAUUCAUUAUGCAGAAGCUACAGAGGAGAAUGCAAAAGAAGAAGAAAUGAGAUAAAUAUAAUAAAAAAUAAAGGAAAAUAGAGAAUUACCAGAGAGAGAUAUUAUUAAUGUAUUUGAUGUUGCUUUUUUACGAUACAUUGAAUUUUUUCCUGUUAUUCAAAGAUAUAGAUUAGCAUUGAAAUCUUCUUAUAGAUCCAUUAAACUAGAAGAAAAUGUAGGUGAAAAAGGGAAUUCAAAUAAAACAAGAAUACUUUCAGCAAAAUAAAAAAAGAAUGAUGAUUAAAAUCCAUAAGUAAUAAUAUUAUCACUUUAUUUAGUUAGGAUUAUUUAAGAGAAUAAUUUAGAAAAUUUAAAAUUUAACAAUAAAAAAUAUUCUUCUUCCAAAGUUUUUAAUAUUAAAUGAAAAAUAAAAAAAUAUUCAUAUUAGAAAAUAUACUGAAGAUGAGAUUGAAUUGUAAAUAUUGGAAAGAUUAAAGUCUUUUUAAUUCUCUUAAUUAUAAUCUUGUGUAAAUUAAUAAAUACAAUAAAGUUUUGAAAGUGAAGGAGAUGUUUUACCAACUCUUAAGUAAUUAAAAUUUCAAUAAUAAAUAGUUUACCUGAUUGUGAGAAAAAAGAAUUAGAGAAAGAAAUAAUAAAUAUGAGAAAUUAAAAAAUACCAGUUGUUUAUCCAGAUAUUAAAUAAAAAAAGAUUGAAUAAAUUUAAUAUGACCAUAAGAAACAUAGUAAAUUUCCAGUUAGAAGAGUAAAAAGAAUCAUUAUAAAUUAAACUGAAGAUGAAUAAAAUGAAACAAAUAAUUCCAUAGAUUAAAACAAUUUUAAUUAAAAGUUGAGUAUUGCACAAUCACAUAAGUUAAAAACUUCUUAAGGUGAUAAUAUAAUUCCAUUUGCCAUAAAAAAAUAAGAUUAAAAUUAUGUCUAUAUUCAAGGUUAUUACUUAAAUUAUGAUGGAGUUUCUACUAAGAUUAACGCUAAGAUAUAAAAAAACAAAAAUACUCAAUCUUCAAAUGAAUUUUAAUAUAGAUUAUUAAGAAGAAAAGAUAUUCAAUAGAAUCAAAUUUCGAAAAAAACUUGGUCUGGAAAUGAUGUUUUAAAAUUAAAUGAAUCAAGAUUAUUGAAUUUUAGAGACGUAUUAAAAAGAUUGAAUUUUAUUGAUAUUUAAAUUUGGAUGCUUGGAUUUAAAGGUAAGAUAGAAACCUUACGUAAAUACUCUUAUCUAUUCAUUACAUCUUAAAUCAGCUAAUUAUUUUUUGAUUGUAUUAUUUUAAUCAAUUUUACAUUCCUAUCAUUAUAAGGAAUAGCUGAUUCAGUAACAAUAUCAAAUGAAGAAGAUGUUUCUACUAUAUUCUUAUGCAUUGAAUUAGUAUUAAGAUUUUUUGCUUUUUCUUUUAAAGAUAUAUCUUAAAGUCCUGAUUAUGUACUAUAAUCUUGUAUUGUGACUUUAAACUUUAUUGAACUUACAAUGAGUUCAGUAAUGACAAAUUUAAAUGAAUAAAAUCUUAGAUUGAUAAGAGGAACUAAAUGUCUUCUUUUUUAUAGAGUAUUGAAAUAUAAUAAAAUGGCAGUAGCUAUUGGUCAUAUAGCUUAGAAAACCUUUCGAUAAUACAUAUAUUUAACAUUUUUAUUUUUUUUAGUUAUCUUUGUAUAUGCAAUGAUUGGUAUGGAAAUGUAUGCUGGUUAUUUUGAUUAAACAGAUGCUCUAGGAUAAUUACAUUCAUAUGAUAAUAUAUUUAAGGCUUUUAUGACUAUAUUCAACAUCUUAACUAAUGAUGAUUGGUAUGGAGUUUAUGUUUUGGGAGGUAAUAUCAACUAUGUAUUUGCUGUAAUUUAUUCAUAUUCAAUGGUUAUUAUAUUGAAUUAUAUAACAUAUGGUUUGGUGUUGGCUAUAUUGUUAGAUGGAUUUGGAGCAAUAAGCAAGGAGAUGGAGGAAUAAGAAGAAGAAAAAGAAUAAGAGGAAGAUAAAAAUAAUGAGAAAUAAGAGGAAUAAAAUUCACAGAUAACAGAAUAAUAAGAAAUGCAUGAAUUUUAAUUAAAUUUAAAGCCAUUGAUGUCAUAAAUAAAUGUGAGUGAAAAUCAAUAGAAAAAAUUGAAGUAGCAUUUAAUUUCAAAUCUUAUGAAAUCUAUAAGUAACAUUAAUUUAUUAUUAUUUAAUAGGGCAAGUUCAUAAAGACAUUCUUAGUUAAUACCCUAAUCUUUAUGAUGGAAUUUAAUGUAAAUAAUCUUUAUAUUUAUUUAACAAAGAUAAUAUAUUCAGAAUACUUUGUUGUAGAAUAAUAACUUCAAAAUUCUUUAUUUAUUUUAUGGAUAUAGUGCUAUAUUUUUCAAUAGUAGUAUUUGCUUUAAAAACUUAUAAUGAUUAUGAGAGUGAUUCAUCUAUUUAUCCAGAAAUUUUGUAAUUCAUAGCAAAUAUUUUCUUUUUGUUUGAAAUAAUUAUGGGCAGUAUAGCAAAGGGAAUGUGGAUGAAUAAAGGAGCUUAUAUUACAUAUACAUGGUAAAUAGUUGAUGUAAUUUAUAUUAUUUCAUUUUUCUUUCACUUUCCAACUAAUGCAGAAAAAAGACCAAUAGUGGAAUUCUUUUUAUAUUUUGGAUAUUUUAGAGUAAUGAAAUUAAUGUAUAGAAUAUCAUGGUUAGAUACAUUAAGAUUGGCAUUAGGCAGAUCUUUAGCAGAUAUUUGGAAUGUAUUGAUAACAAUGCUUUCAGUUUGGAUCAUAUUUGGAGUUUAUGGAAUAAUUUUAUAUGAAUAAUAAUUUGGAUUUUGUGAAGAUAAAAUGGAAUUUGAAGUUAAUAAACGAGAAUGUCAAGAGCAAAAUAGGACAUGGAUCAAUUAUAAACAUAAUUUUGAUAAUAUCACAAUAGCUAUUCCUACUCUUUUUGUAGUUUCAACUUUUGAUGGAUGGGGGGAAAUAUUAUAGAUAUCUGAGAACAGUUAAAAUGCUAAUAUUGGACCAGAAGCAUUUAAUAGUUAUAUUCAUACUUAUUUUUUUUUUAUUUCUUUCUGUUUUAUUGGAUCAAUGUUCUUCCUUAGUUUAUUUACAGGAGUUUUAUUUGCAAAUUUGAAAGCUAAUUAAAGUAAGAUUGAAAUGUCAGAUAUCACUAAGGCUUAAGUAGAAUUUAUGAAAAUCUCAUAAAUAAUUAUUAAAGACUUUCCAUUGUAUUCUUCACCUCCAACAUCAACAAUUAGAAGAUUUUCAUCUGAUUUAACAAACAAUAAUACAAUACAAAAAGUUAUGUUUUGUUUAUUAUUACUUGAUUUUAUUGUGUUAUUACUUUUCUUUUCAGAUAUGGAUGAUCAUUUUUUUAGAGCCUUAAAUAAUACUCAUAAUAGUUUAACUUAUGUUUACAUUUUAUGGAAUAUUUUUUUAUUUUUAGCUUUAGGAGUCAAUAGAUUUUUUGAUAAUUAUUGGAGAAGAUUCUAUUUUUUCUUGAUUACAAUAGCCAUAAUUGAUAUUAUUGCUGAUUAUUAAUCAGAUUGGGCAUUAGCUUAUUUUAGAUCAUCUCCAGCUGAUUCAGGAUAUCAAUUCUUAAGAUUAUUCUUUGCUUUAAGAUGUUUGAGAAUUAUUUUGAUUUUCUAAGGAUUGAUAAAUCUAUAGAGAUUAAUGAGAGUCAUGGUUUUUGCUUUGCCAUUUUUAGGUAAGAUCUUUUGUAUAUUAAUCAUUACUAUGUAUAUAUUUGCACUUUUUGGAUGUCAUUUGUAUGGUUAAUUAGAAAAAGGAUAAGUAAUGGAUGAUUAAAUCAAUUUCUAAAAUGUUGCUUAAGCUAUGCUAUCUCUAUUUAAAUGUGCAUCAGGAGAUGAUUGGAGAACUAUAAUGACUGAUACUAUGUUCUAUAACCCUUAUUGUGUUGAAGAUGAAAUCUAUUGUGGAAGUAUUUAUAAUUAAAUCUAUUUCUUCUUAUUUAUGUUACUGUCAAAUUAUGUUUUAUUAAAUUUAUUUGUGUUAGGAUUAGUGGAAUAAUUUGAAUAAUUCUUUAUGCUCUAAAAUUCAAUGAUUUAGACAUAUGUUGAAAAUGUAGAUAAGAUUAAAACCAUCUGGUGUAAGUACUCCUCUGAAACCUAAGGUUAAGCUAUGCAUUAUAAAUUUUUAUGUCGUUUCUUAAUGGAUAUUGGGAAACCUUUAGGUGGAGGAAAAGAUGAAAAUUUAUGGGAUGUUGGAAAAUUGGCUUCCUCAUUUAAAUUAUAAUGGUAUUGGUUAUUAUUAAUAAAAAUAGUGAUCAUUUUGGAUACAUUUAAUAUAAUCAAUUAAUGUAUGAAUUAUUCAGAGUUUGUUAUCAUGUUGAAGUCUUCAAAAAUGGUACAUCUUCUUCUAUCAAGAAGAUUAAGUAAUUUAAUAAAGAAAUGCAACUUCGUUUGAUGUAUUAUAGAAGAAACAGAUUUUUAUAGAGAACAAACAUUAGUCCCAUUUUACAUUUAAAAGCUAAUUUUAAUAUAUUACAUGAUUAUUUGACAGUCCUUAUCAUGUACAAAGCAUGGGAGGCUUUCUCUAAAAAACUAAUUAAAAAGUUAGCCAUUAAAUAGAAUUAAUUUACUGAAUAAGAUUUAGAUGAGUAAGACUCUUCUAUUGAUCAAAAAACUAUGAAUAAUCAAUAGUAAUUAUUUCAUUUUUAAUCAUUAGUAUUGAUUAAGAUUGUAAUGAAUUUCUUUAAGAGGAUGUUGCAUAAUAAGUUUUAUCAAGAGAAUAGGCUCAACCAGAAAAUAUACAUCAAAAUACUCAUUGUUCAGAUGAUGGUAAUUCUAAGAAAGAAGACAUCCCUAUUUAUAAAUGGCAAAGUGAUUAACAAUCAGGAGGACAAUAUGAAAGAGCCUUCAUUUCUCCUGAUUAAACUCUAAAAAAGAGGAAACAUUGA
Molecule: messenger RNA, 6501 nt
Organism: Paramecium pentaurelia
Lineage: Eukaryota; Ciliophora; Oligohymenophorea; Peniculida; Parameciidae
Source: the annotation of a GenBank genome assembly